CUAUCGUUAUAACCAACAAGCAGUUCGUCGGUGGUAGAAAUUACGGUAUUUGGUUGUGUGUUAAGUACAACGAUGAAUUGCAAAAGAUAGUCGGUAUUGACGAAAAAAAAUACGCGACGUAUGUGUUGCGAAUGAUCAACGCCGCGUUCCGUCCCAUGAUAUAAUCUUCGCUUCAAAGUCGGGGAAAAUCUCGUGGCGCUGUUUCAGCAGCUGAUCAACUGGCACAAUCUCCAGGCAAAAUUUUCGUUUCUAGUCAGCUAGGUGAUCCGCUAUAAACAAUGGCCGGAUAUGUAUUGAGAGUCAAAACGAAAUCAGGUCAAAGGGUCGUGAAUGGAUUGCUCCCGCAGGAUAAACUUGGCAAAUUACGAUCAAAGCUUGUUGAGAUAACAGGAAUACCAGCUGAGGCACUUCACGUUCUUGGUGGUUUUCCACCAAGACCAAUUAAUCUGAACGAUGAAUCGAACUCACUUGAAAUGUGUGGCAUCAUUUCGGGUGACACCUUAAUUGUAGAAGAAAAACCACCACUUUACAACGGAAAUCAAAAACCAGAGGAAAUCGGACGAUCUCACAUUGUUGAUGAAAAAGAUUUUGCCAAUACACCUGGAGUACUGAUGAAAAAGGUUGUACCUGCGGAUAAUUCUUGCUUGUUUACCAGUGUUGGUUACGUACUCAAUGGAAAGGUUGACCCUAGUUGUGCGAGCUUCAUGAGGGAGAUUAUAGCAAAUGCGGUAGCAUCUGAUCCUGUAGAAUAUUCUGAAGCUUUCCUGGGCCGACCAAACCAUGAAUAUUGUACAUGGAUUUUGAAACCAGAAUCAUGGGGUGGAGCUAUAGAAUUAUCAAUAUUAUCCAAAUUUUAUGGAUUAGAAAUAGCAGUAAUUGAUAGUAUUAAUGCUAUAAUCAAUAGAUUCGGAGAAGAUCAACAUUAUGCUCAAAGAGUUUUUCUAAUAUUUGAUGGAAUUCAUUAUGAUCCUUUGUAUUUGGAACCACUUGAUGCUGGCAGUAUUCAAACAAUCUUCCCUACAGAAGAUGAGAAAAUAUUGUUCGAAGCAACUGAACUAGCAAAAGAAGUCAAAUCUAGUCGUCAAUUCACAGACAUUCAAAAAUUUAUGUUAAUGUGCAAUGAUUGUAAAGUUAAAUUAAAUGGUCAAAUGGAGGCUCGGCAACAUGCUAUGGAGACAGGUCACAUGAAUUUCGGCGAAGUAGCUGUGUAACGAAUUAGAUCGAUCUCUUGGCAAUUAUCGAUCAGUUUUAAGCGGACUGCUGUUUGAGAAUCCUACUAAAUUCAAGUCUCAAGCAGAAUUUUCUACUUAAGCGAGGCUUGUAAGCGGACUAGCUAUUUAAUAUUAAUACUUUGUUGUUAAUAUAAGAUAUAUGCAGUGCACUAUGAGGAUUGUUUAGACAUGUAAUAUACACAGAUUUUUAAUUUUGACUAAAGAUUAAAAUUUCCUUAACCAAA
Molecule: messenger RNA, 1456 nt
Organism: Eufriesea mexicana
Lineage: Eukaryota; Metazoa; Arthropoda; Insecta; Hymenoptera; Apidae
Gene: Yod1
Product: Yod1 deubiquitinase
Exons: 3
Coding region: 279-1211 (310 amino acids)
Biological process (GO): ERAD pathway; endoplasmic reticulum unfolded protein response; protein deubiquitination
Cellular component (GO): cytosol; nucleus
Molecular function (GO): cysteine-type deubiquitinase activity
Source: RefSeq, a predicted model, not a curated record